Mesitornis unicolor (brown roatelo) is the source of this 1035-nucleotide messenger RNA. Its product is annotated as EH domain-binding protein 1-like. The transcript is spliced from 7 exons. Lineage: Eukaryota; Metazoa; Chordata; Aves; Mesitornithiformes; Mesitornithidae. The record is from RefSeq and is a predicted model, not a curated record. The annotation marks the transcript as partial.
GCUCAUAGCUGGCAGCCUGGAAUCAAGAACCCAUACCGCGGGGUUGUGGUGUGGCCUGUUCCUGAAAACGUUGAAAUUACCGUGACGCUUUUUAAGGAUCCCCACGCUGAAGAGUUUGAAGACAAAGAAUGGACGUUUGUCAUAGAGAAUGAAUCUCCUUCUGGACGCAGAAAAGCACUUGCCACCAGCAGCAUUAACAUGAAGCAAUAUGCAAGCCCCAUGCCUACACAGACAGAUGUCAAGUUAAAAUUCAAGCCUUUGUCUAAGAAAGUGGUAUCUGCCACACUACAGUUCUCUUUAUCCUGUAUUUUCCUGAGGGAAGGAAAAGCCACGGAUGAAGACAUGCAAAGCCUGGCUAGUUUGAUGAGUAUGAAACAAGCUGAUAUUGGAAAUCUAGAUGAUUUUGAGGAAGACAAUGAAGAAGAUGAAGAAAACAGAGUGAAUCAAGAGGAAAAGGCUGCAAAAAUUACAGAGCUUAUCAAUAAGCUUAAUUUUCUGGAUGAAGAGGAGCAAGACCUGGCCAACUCUAGUACGAACCCUUUUGGUGAUCCUGACACAGCAGAAUUAAAUCCAUUUGGAGACCCUGAUGUAGAAGAACUGGACACUGAAAUAGCUUCAUCUUCAAAGCCAGAAGAAAGUUUCUCUGCUGACAAUUACAAUCCCUUCAAGGACGAAGAUACCCCAGAGUACUUGAACCCAUUUGAUGAGCCUGACCCUGAGCCUGAAAUGUUUGUAACUGUAAGACAUUCUCCUCCACAACCUGCAAAAAGGAAAAACGUCAGACCAGUAGAUAUGAGCAAAUAUCUCUAUGCAGAUACCUCUAAAACUGAGGAGGAAGAGCUAGAUGAAUCCAAUCCAUUUUAUGAACCAAAAUCAAGCCCUGCUUUAAUUAAAGUUGCUCCACUGCAAGAACCAGAAAAGAAGAUGAAAAGAAAAGCUCCUGAACCACCAAACCUCUUGCCAAAGACAGAGGCAGGCAUGAGUGAGAACAUGUCAGCUAUUCCUGCAUCGAGGGAGCUUUCUUCUUCUCCUAAG